AUGUCGACCAGCCCCGUCGAUGCCGUGCCAUCGGAAGCAAAAUAUUCAUAUCAACCUAUUACCAUUAUUCUCAUAGUUAUUCUUCUUAUUUUCUUCUUUCUUGGUUUUUUCUCCUUAUAUUUCUCUAGGUUUUUCAUACAAAAUAUAGUGUACACAUGGCACCUCCGGCAUAGUCCCACCGGAACUCCGGUCAGAGGGCCGACCGCCUCUGUAACCGCCACUAAUGGGCUUGAUAUAUUGAUAAUACAAUCUUUUCCUACUUUUACAUAUUCAACCGUUAAAGAUCAUAGAAAGGAAAAAUAUGGCUUGGAAUGUGCAAUUUGCUUGAUAGAGUUCAUAGAUGAGGAUUCACUUCGCCUUUUGACAUCAUGUUGCCAUGUAUUUCAUCAAGAGUGCAUUGACCUCUGGUUUGAAUCACACAAAACUUGUCCCGUCUGCCGUCGCAACCUCAACUUGCCGGACGAGUCUCCUGCGAAGUACUCUCCAGUGUCCAUCCACGGCAAUGCCAUCAAUGAAACCACUCAAAAUGAGGCAUUACAAGAUAGCUUCACCAUCACAAUAAAGGAUGACAAUGAAGAUGCAAAAAGAGUGAGUUUUAAAGGUGAAAAUUUUGAAGUAGAGAAUAAGGCAGAAAUAUUUUGUAGAUCACAUUCAACUGGGCAUUCAAUAGUUAGGAAUAAAGAAAAAGAACAAGAUAAGUUUAGUUUGAGAUUACCAGAAAAUGUGAAAACAGAAAUUAUGAGAGGACAUAAUUGGAGCAAAAGCUGUACAACUUUCGGAGAUUACAGAAGUAAAUCAGCCACCGGCGAUAGAAGUCUCGGCGAGGCUUCCGGUGGAGACAACACCAAAGGAUAG
Messenger RNA from Fraxinus pennsylvanica, 855 nucleotides. NCBI's taxonomy places the organism in Eukaryota, Viridiplantae, Streptophyta, Magnoliopsida, Lamiales, Oleaceae. The record is from the annotation of a GenBank genome assembly.